Columba livia (rock pigeon) is the source of this 4197-nucleotide messenger RNA. RefSeq names its product urocanate hydratase 1 (gene UROC1). Lineage: Eukaryota; Metazoa; Chordata; Aves; Columbiformes; Columbidae. The record is from RefSeq and is a predicted model, not a curated record. Gene Ontology annotation, biological process: L-histidine catabolic process. Gene Ontology annotation, molecular function: urocanate hydratase activity. The coding region runs from base 2290 to 4095 and encodes 601 amino acids. The transcript has 20 exons.
UUAUUUGUGGUAUCUUGAUGGCAGUACCAUAAAACUUUCUAGUUGUUGUUGACUGUAGGGUAUAAAAGUGACUUAGAACUGAAAGAUUUAAUUACUCCUCCCUGUUAUUGCCUGUCUUGAGAAAACCAAAACCAGUGCUAAUGAGCACAUUUCUAGUUUAACACUACUAAAAUCCAUUCAUGCCUGGGAGCUAAGAGGAGCUAACACCUAAGGGCAAAAUUUUGUGGUUAUUAUUGACAAACACUGUUGUUUAGAGAACAAACUGAUGUGAUUCGAGGAACAGCCCAUACCUAGAGCUGUCAGAGAAUGCCCAUCUUAGCCGAAUAGCGUGUAUGAACAGUGACAUGUAUGAUAAUGCUUAAUUUUAGUUAGUUCCUAAACUAUGGAAAUAUGAAUACAGUCCUUGAGAUCUCAGGUAAGGUUCAUGCUCCAGACCAUGACUGUCACUAGGACAUUGGGGGAAUCAUAUGAUUUGGAAGGUGACUGGCUUUGCUCUAGUGGUUUGGCACAGCACCGGCUGACAAAGCAUCCAGAGAAUAAACAGCAAAACUGUGAAUCAUUCAUUUGGGGGGAGGAGGGAGAGCCAAUGGCGUGGCACAAAGUUGGGAGGUGUGUCACCUGUGCCACCUGCCCUCUCUGCUUGACAGGCCUGUUUGCAAAAGCCAGAGGACGGGCUGUCCUCUUCCACGUCCCCCCGGAGUGGUGCUAAAUCUCAGUCGCUUUGCACCUUGGUUGCUCGCGCCUUUUGCUCCCUGUUCCUCGUACCUCUCCAGUUUGCCUCGCCUUUCUUCCUCGUAUUUCCUCAGCAGCUAUGACCAGCCUGAAGGAAAUCUGUCGUGGCCUUCCUCUAUACCCUUUGCCUGAAAACAGAGGUCGGAGGAAAGGAAUACCCCAUGCACCUGUGAGAACCCCCAAUCUCACUGGUCAGGAGAAAAAGGUAACAUGGGCUUUCCCAGGGCCUCACUUCUCUUCCUUUCAGAUAAAUGCAGCUCAGGGCAGCAGACCUGAUUGCCUGAAAUGUUUUUCUGAAUAUUCACCUAACUUUGUGGCAAACGUGUUUCCUUGGUGUUAUAAUUUCAGUGGGUAAAGGGACAAAGUGCUGAAAACGCUUCUGCUUGCUUGCUUUCUUCCUCCCCCAGAGAUAAGCAGAUUGAUAUGAAGGAAAUUCACUGCCCAACAGCUACCAUGACUUUGACUGGCUAAACAAGAGGCAUGAGACUUCAAUGCUGUCAAUCCAGUGUUGUUCCUUGGAGGUGAAAUGAUGACUGCUGUUGUGAAAACACUGCAUAUGUAUGAGAGUGAAAGCUAAUCCCUCAGAUACAAUAAAUGUCAAAUGUGGUGAAGCAACAUCAUGGUGCAAGCUACACAUAUGUAUGUUUGCACAAGAGAUCCAAAGAGAAAUCAUUUUAACUAGUAGUCUGAAGCGUCCUGGAAUUUAGGCAAGUUUGUAGGGAGUUAAUUAUUUGUCUUUAGUUGUGUAAUUCUUUUUCUGUCUCUUUUUGUUUGAAUAGUCUACGUACACACUAAAGUAAUCAUUGCAUUAUUUCACGUUAGUGAUUUGAAAAAUGUCAUCAGCAGAAAAUAAUGGUCAAUGGGUGGAGAUCCUUAGGAAUUUGUGUGGGAGAGGAUAAGGUGAGUUCCUUAGUUUGGAAGCCUGUACUUCAUCACGUGUAACAUCACUUAUAAUGUACCAUUCUGGUCAGAACAGAGAAGUUCCUUCCCCACUAACAAGUUGCAUGCAACUUUUUUGCCUUUGUGGGAGUUCCCCACUGGCAUGAGCAGCCAAAUUCUUUCAAAGCCCACUUGCACAAGCAGAGCAGAGCCUAGUCAAAGGGUAGAAAGAGCAACAGCUGUGAGAUAUCCAAAGAGGAUAUACUUCAAUGUCAGGAGCGUUCAUGGCUGAGGCGUGCUGUUCGUGCCUGGGACAGCUCAGACACGUGGAACUGUGGCUACUAAGCGUGUGGAAGAAGGGGGCUGUGGUGUGUGGUGAUGGCUGUGAGGGUAAAGGAGCAGGGAGUGAGUUUCAUCGCAUGUCGGAACAUUGCCAAUCAUCUCUGUUUUAUCCCUUGCCUUUGCUAAUCACUUUUCCCCCGGAGAAGUCUGCUAUAGCGUGGAGGAGUCCAUGUUGCAGGAGAGAAGAUCGCGUCUCUCAAAAGGACACCAAACCUUACUCUCUACCCGGAGAGAAAGCUGGCUUUGCGCAAUGCCUUGCGUUAUUUCCCACCUGAAAUACAAAAAAAGCUGGCACCGGAAUUUGCUGAAGAACUCAGGCUGUAUGGCCAUAUCUAUAUGUACAGAUUCUUCCCAGAUAUCGAGAUGAGAGCGUACCCCAUAGGAGAAUACCCGUGCAAGACCAAAUCGGCUGCUGCCAUUAUGUUGAUGAUCAUGAAUAAUCUGGAUCCCUCAGUGGCUCAGUUUCCCCAGGAGCUCGUCACUUAUGGAGGAAACGGGCAGGUCUUCAGCAACUGGGCGCAGUUCUGGUUGGUAAUGCACUACUUGUCAGAGAUGACUGAGGAGCAAACACUGGUAAUGUACAGCGGACACCCUCUGGGACUCUUUCCCAGCCAUCGGAAUGCUCCUCGAUUAAUCAUUACCAAUGGCAUGGUUAUUCCCAACUAUUCCACCAGAGAUGAAUAUGAGAAGAUGUUUGCUUUGGGAGUAACAAUGUAUGGGCAGAUGACUGCAGGGAGCUACUGCUACAUCGGGCCUCAGGGGAUUGUCCAUGGGACUGUGCUCACAGUGCUCAAUGCGGGCCGUCGCUACUUGAAGGCAGAAGACCUGUCUGGAAAGGUGUUUGUUACUUCUGGUCUUGGAGGGAUGAGUGGGGCUCAAGCGAAGGCCGCAGUGAUCGCUGGCUGUGUGGGCAUCAUUGCAGAGGUUGAUGAAGCAGCACUUCUGAAACGUCACAAGCAGGGAUGGCUGAUGGAGAUCUCGAACAGCCUGGACCAUUGCAUUGCUCGCCUUAGAGAUGCAAGAAAGAAUAAAAUUGCCCUUAGUUUGGGUUACCAUGGGAAUGUGGUCGAUCUGUGGGAGCGGCUGGUGUACGAGCUGGACACAACAGGAGAGCUGCUGGUUGACCUGGGCUCUGACCAAACUUCGUGUCACAACCCGUUCAGCGGGGGAUACUACCCAGUACAGCUUGGUUUUGAGGAAGCAAAGCAGCUCCUUUCCACCAAUCCAGGGAAGUUCCGGACCCUGGUACAAGAGAGUCUGAGGAGACAUGUGGCUGCUAUUAACAGACUGGCUGAUAAGGGCAUGUUUUUUUGGGAUUAUGGCAAUGCUUUUCUCUUGGAAGCUCAAAGGGCUGGUGCUGAUGUUGGGAAAAGAGGAGCCAACAAAACAGAAUUUCGAUAUCCUUCCUAUGUUCAGCACAUCAUGGGGGACAUUUUUUCCCUGGGAUUUGGGCCAUUCCGCUGGGUUUGCACCUCAGGUGACCCACAGGAUCUUGCUGCCACUGACUCGAUUGCCAUGUCUGUGCUGGAAGACUCGAUACGUCGGGGAGUGAGCACAUCUGUGAAGCAGCAGUACCAUGACAACAUCCGCUGGAUUCGGGAAGCUGGCAGGCACCGGCUGGUUGUUGGCUCUCAAGCUAGAAUCUUAUAUUCUGAUCAGAGGGGUCGUGUGUCUAUAGCUGUGGCUAUUAAUCAAGCAAUUUCUGAAGGAAAGAUUAAGGCUCCAGUUGUCCUCAGCCGAGAUCACCAUGAUGUGAGUGGGACCGACAGUCCUUACAGAGAAACGUCCAACGUUUAUGAUGGAUCAGCCUUUUGUGCAGACAUGGCGGUACAAAAUUUUGUAGGAGAUGCAUUUAGAGGAGCAACCUGGGUUGCACUGCACAAUGGUGGUGGAGUUGGCUGGGGUGAAGUGAUCAAUGGGGGAUUUGGCCUGGUUUUGGAUGGGUCCAAGGAAGCUGAAGAACGGGCUAAGAUGAUGCUCAGCUGGGAUGUUUCCAAUGGGGUUGCCAGACGCUGCUGGUCGGGUAAUGAUUAUGCUUAUGAAACAAUCUGCCAAGCAAUGAAAGAGAAUUCAACGUUGAAGGUGACUCUCCCUCACAAGGUGGUGGAUGAGAAUAUCUUGGAACAAGCCAUGAAGCAUUAGUGGCAUUCCAAGUGCAGUAUUGUCCUUGCAGAUACAGUCGAAAUUGCUUCCUUGAUAUGCUCUUUUGCUCUCUGGCCAAAUAAUAAAAACCUUGCAAAUGUC